Penicillium nucicola is the source of this 3366-nucleotide messenger RNA. RefSeq names its product TMCO4 family protein. The coding region runs from base 1 to 3366 and encodes 1121 amino acids. NCBI's taxonomy places the organism in Eukaryota, Fungi, Ascomycota, Eurotiomycetes, Eurotiales, Aspergillaceae. The record is from RefSeq and is a predicted model, not a curated record. The transcript is spliced from 2 exons.
AUGACCGCAGCCCCGGGUGUCACGGUUGACACCUCCGACAACCUUACUUCUCCAUCGAACGCGAUCAAUUCCACCCGGCUUCCCCAGGGUAGCUCCACCACAAACCAGGAUGGAGGGGACACAGAACGGCCCCCUCCACCAGUGACGUCCGAGGCGGCCACAAAGAUAACGAAGCAUGAGACUACAGAACCAGAUGAGGUCGAUGAUUUUGGCCUUCCCAUCCGCGCACGCCACCGGGCCGAUCCCCCCACCAGCGAGUCCCCCGCGAACGACAAUAGCGACCAUAAACCGGAGGAGACCGUCGUGGGCUUGACAAGCUAUAGUGAAGCUUUAAAGAAGCCAACUGAGCCUGUACAAGAGGACACACCCGAGCCCGUGCCCGAGGCAGCCCCUGAGCUGGCCAAGACGAACAAGGCAGAACAACUAGACAAGGAUCUGGAAGCCCACAGCGGUGCUCCUGAAAAUGCAGAGAGUUCACACAAUUUGGACGCCUCUGCAAACCCCCGCAGGUCGACCUCGAAGCCCAAACCUGUCGAGAUGUCGGAAUGGUCCCACCAGCGACUGAACCAGCCCCACCAAUUACACCACGAGAGCGACGACUCAGAAGAGGAGCCGGAUGAAUGGCAGUCAAUGCCCGCGCUUGGAGAAUUCGACUACUACGAUGACUAUGGGCGACUGGUCGCCAAAGGUGCCAAGGAAGAAGACGACGAGGCUGUAUAUCAGGGACUAGGAGGAGCUGGGAAAGGCUAUACCCGGGUGCAGCUCGAUGAUGAUGCUCAGUCUGCCACAAGUCUAGAUGAGGAUACGAGCUAUCUUUUCCGAGAAACAGGAGGAAACUCCGCUGGUUUAGUUGGCGAAGAGCUUCGCGACUCGAUCAGCCAGCUCCAGGCCACGAAAGACCUACUCAAUGAGACACAGAAGAUCGCAUAUGUGGGAGUUGUGAGGCUAUCCAUCCAUGGGAUGAACCGUGACUUGGCAUCCAUCACCACCACGAAAUCUACGCGAAAAGUAGUACAGAAAGCCUCAGAUGCCAUGAGAAAGUGGGGCCAAGCGAUGAUGGCGCGAGUCUAUGCCCAUAUGGAUAUCAAUUCGGCUGAGCAGAUUAUGAUCGAGCAACUUGCGGAGCACGGUGUCCAACCAGAGGAUCUGGUACGACCACUCAUGCAAAAUGCGCGAGUCAAAAACCCCAUGGCCGAAAAUGAUCCGAAAACUUCCACAUCUACAGCAGAGUCUCCCAGUCUUAAAAAGGACACUCAAUCGAGGUUAUCAGCAGAGUCAGAUCAAUCUUCUGAAUUUGACCCUCCACCGCCAUAUGAAGCCGAGGAGACCGAGGAACCCCCAGAGGUCACGACUCCUUCUCAAAUGCCUACGACUGAUCGAAUCGACAUAGACCUCCGAUGGACUGUGCUCUGUGACCUCUUCCUUGUGCUGAUUGCAGACUCAGCAUAUGAUGCUCGGUCACGAACGCUCUUGGAAAGGGUCGGUGCAGCCUUGGAUGUGACAUGGCUGCAGAUCUCACGGUUUGAGAAGCGUGUCACAGAUUCACUCGAAAUGCAAGAGCAAGCAGACAAAGAGAAUUGGGACGAGUCGGAUCACAUGGAAAAGCGCCGCAAGAUGGCCUUGAAACAGAAGUAUAUGAUUAUGGGUCUGGCGACGGUGGGCGGUGGACUAGUCAUUGGUCUUUCUGCUGGACUGUUGGCUCCUGUCAUCGGAGCUGGCCUUGCGGCGGGCCUGACAACUGUGGGUAUCUCCGGAACAAGUGCGUUCCUGGGAGGUGCUGGUGGUACCGCCCUGAUCGCUUCCGGUGCUACACUAGGCGGAAGCACUAUUGGUAUGAGGGCUUCACAUCGCCGGACUGGUGCUGUCCAAACGUUCGAGUAUCGUCCUCUUCAUAAUAAUAAAAAGGUCAAUCUCAUUGUGACCGUCUCCGGCUGGAUGACUGGCAAGGUCGAUGAUGUUCGUCUACCUUUCAGUACCGUCGAUCCGAUCAUGGGGGAUAUCUAUUCCGUGUUGUGGGAACCUGAAAUGCUUCGGAGUAUGGGUGACACCAUCAACAUUCUGGCAACAGAGGCAUUAACUCAAGGUCUGCAACAAGUUCUGGGAAGCACCAUUUUGAUGGCGUUGAUGGCAUCAUUGCAAUUGCCUCUCGUUCUCACCAAACUGGCAUAUCUGAUCGAUAACCCUUGGAUCGUAUCUUUGGCUCGCGCCAACUCUGCCGGCCUCGUCAUGGCCGAUUCCUUGCAAGAUCGAAACCUUGGUAACCGGCCUGUCACUCUUCUUGGCUUCUCACUCGGCGCGCGUGUCAUCUUCUCUUGCCUCAAAGAACUGGCCAACAAGGGUGCCCACGGACUCAUCCAGAACGUAUACCUGUUCGGGUCGCCAGUUGUUGCAAACAAGGAUGAGUACUUAAAGGCCCGGAGUGUAGUGUCUGGUCGAUUCGUGAACGGUUACGCCACCAACGAUUGGAUUCUGGGUUACCUUUUCCGAGCCACAAGUGGUGGUAUCAUGCGUGUUGCUGGUCUUGCAGCCGUGGAAGGCAUUCCAGGCAUUGAAAACUUCGAUAUUACUUCGCUUGUCAACGGUCAUAUGGACUACCGUACCGCUAUGCCUCGUAUUUUGCGAGAAGUUGGAUGGGAAGUUCUAGAAGAUGAGUUCGCAGAAAUCGAAGACCCAGACCCAGACAACCACGCCGAACGACAACGAGAGCUCAUUCGUGAAAUCGACGAAGCCCGCCGAGAGGCGGAAGCAAAGCCAGAGAAGAAACGCUUCGGCCUCUUCAAACGCGGCAAGAUGGCCGAAAAAAAGAAGUGGGAGACGUACGACAUUGACCGAAACAAUUCCCCGCGAGAUUCAAAUGAUACCGACAGCCCUGGUGCAGUGCUCUUCGAUAUCGAAGCCAUUCGAACCGAGCUGGCCUCGGAGGCCAUCGAAGUGAGACAGCUAGAGUCGACCAUGCCUCCGAUGAAAUUAGACCUAAACUCUCAGCCCGAGCCACCCACCCAACCUUCCCCUAGUGCGAAGACACCAAAGACACCAAAGACACCAGAUGCACUUAAGAUACCCGACCUUCCACCCGCUUCCCGAACUUCUUCAGAGCCCCCACAUGCAUCAGGACAGUACUCUCCUCACGGCCCGAAUGAGCAUUCUACUUUACCAAAGGACGAGUUCGAAAUGACCUUCGAUACCUCUUAUCAUGAAUCCCCAAGAUCUACCCACAACCCUCUCGCUCGCCCCGAGCUACAACCUGCGUCUUCAAUGCCGGUAAUACCUACUGUUGGCACAACAGCUAUCGGCGCCAUGGCCUUGGAGCCUAAUGCUUGGGCGGAUCAUGACACAGAUGGCGAGAUCUCAAUGACUUUUGAGUAA